AUGAUAAGCCUUUGGUAUCCGAUCAAAUUUCUCAAGAGGUCAAUAGUAAUGAGGGGGGUAAUGAACCAUUGGAGGAUGAAUGGCACGCUCCUGCAGGUUUUAGCCUAGAUUCUGAUAAUUCUACUUUAAAAAAAAAACGCAUGAGUUAUGAGGAGUUAGAAAAAUCACUAUAUGAGAAAUGA
Messenger RNA from Entrophospora candida, 182 nucleotides. The record is from the annotation of a GenBank genome assembly. Lineage: Eukaryota; Fungi; Glomeromycota; Glomeromycetes; Entrophosporales; Entrophosporaceae.